Penicillium macrosclerotiorum is the source of this 1851-nucleotide messenger RNA. It is a transcript of the gene cdcA, whose product is annotated as phosphoprotein phosphatase CDC14. Gene Ontology annotation, molecular function: protein tyrosine/serine/threonine phosphatase activity; protein serine/threonine phosphatase activity. Bases 1 to 1851 code for a protein of 616 amino acids. Lineage: Eukaryota; Fungi; Ascomycota; Eurotiomycetes; Eurotiales; Aspergillaceae. The record is from RefSeq and is a predicted model, not a curated record. Gene Ontology annotation, biological process: protein dephosphorylation; positive regulation of cytokinesis; microtubule cytoskeleton organization. The transcript has 3 exons. Gene Ontology annotation, cellular component: mitotic spindle pole body; mitotic spindle; spindle pole.
AUGACGUCCAACGCUGGCCAUGCGGGCCAGAUGAUCGAGUACAUCCAAGAUCGCCUCUACCUGGCAUCCUACGACUCGACGCCCAGUUCGAGAACUCCAUUCCCUUACCCGCUCGACCAACCCAAGUCUCCCAGCAAGCGGGCAGCCCGGGCCCAGCCGACCACCCCGAGCAGCAAGCGCCGGUCCCCGGUGUACUUCACGAUUGACGAUACUCUCCUCUACAACGCUUUCCACGCGGAUUUUGGCCCUCUCCACAUUGGCCACCUCUAUCGCUUCGCUGUGCUCUUUCAUGAGAUCCUCGGGGACCCCGCAAACAGCGAUCGCCCUGUUGUGUUCUACAGCAAGACUGAUGCUCGGAGUCGUGCUAACGCUGCUUGUCUGGUGGCGUGCUAUAUGGUCCUUAUUCAAUCCUGGCCGCCACACUUAGCUCUGGCGCCCAUCGCGCAGGCGGACCCUCCUUACAUGCCCUUCCGCGACGCAGGCUACAGCCAGGCCGACUUUAUUCUGAACAUUCAAGAUGUGGUAUAUGGAGUGUGGAAGGCCAAGGAACAAGGUCUCUGUGGACUACGUGACUUUAAUCUAGAAGAGUACGAGAAAUUUGAGCGCGUCGAUAUGGGAGAUUUCAACUGGGUCACACCGAAUUUCCUCGCCUUCGCCUCUCCCCAACACCAACCAGUUGAUCCGGUCCCUAUAAAUACUCCCGAGUACGACGCGCUGCCCUCCUCCAUUUCCGAAAUCUGCUCGUCCAAGCUACCCCUUCCUUUUAAGAAUGUGCUGGUCCAUUUUACUUCACGCAACGUUGGUCUCGUUGUUCGAUUGAACUCAGAGCUGUAUAGCCCAUCUUAUUUCACUGCGAUGGGGAUCAACCAUAUCGACAUGAUUUUUGAGGACGGCACCUGCCCACCUCUCCAAUUGGUUCGACGUUUCAUUAAGAUGGCCCAUGAGAUGAUCACUGUGAAGAACAAGGGUAUUGCAGUUCAUUGUAAGGCUGGUCUGGGCCGGACAGGGUGCUUGAUUGGCGCUUAUUUGAUCUAUCGUUAUGGGUUCACCGCCAAUGAAGUUAUCGCCUUCAUGCGAUUCAUGCGUCCAGGAAUGGUCGUUGGACCUCAGCAGCACUGGCUGCAUCUCAACCAGGGCUCUUUCCGAGAAUGGUGGUUUGAGGACAGCAUGCGUGAAAAGCUGGCCCAGUCCGCCCCGGUAACCCCGGCUCGUGUAUCUACCAAGAAGCGUCCUAGCAACGGAGUGGUAUCAACUCCUCCCAACAACAGCCACUCUAAGCGCGCUGCGCUGGGUGAGAUCGACCACAACGAAGGCGGCGCAAGCCAUCACGAAGAAAACCUACCCGCUCCAACUCCUGGGCAGCCACGCAAGUCACACCGUAAGGACUCACGACACCAUCCUUACGCUCGCACGGCUUCCGGCUCGUUGACUAUGGAACAUGAUGGACAUAAGCAUGCAGACUCUCGCUCGCCUCGUGCUCAUCGACUCAGCAACGAGAGCAGCGAGAGUGAGGAAGAGAUUCAGCUCAGAAUGCUAGCCAAGCGUUCAUCAAGGUCUCCUAUCGCAUCCACAACUUCACGUUCAAUUAGUUAUUCAGCCACCGUGACGGCGAGCUAUACAUUGACUGAUGAUAUCCACGAAGAUCGAGAGAAUUGGGUCGAAACUGCUGCUCCCAAGACUCCCGUCAGCCGCAAGAGUGGUGGCGGCGCUAUUUCAGUCAGCAAGGUUCGCUCCAGCCCCCGGCGGGCAACGGAGAGCAACAAAAGCGAAUCCCGAGGUGUGCGCAAGCCAAGCGGUCGAGUCGGUAGCACUUCAAGCCCAUCUCGGGCCACUCGCGCAACUGUCCAGUAA